UCUGAAGAGACGACCAGCGCCACACGGAGAAGACGGAGGGCCGGCAGACAGUAGACUCGCUGAGCAGCAGCAGUAUAUAAGCUCACGGCUCACCCACCGCUGGGGGCCGCACAGCCAGCUGCUCAGCUCCGUCCGGCGGAACUCGGAAGCCCUACGCUACGCCUACCCUCGCUGUACUACUAGCUGCCUUCCUACCCGCUUCCCCUCUCCUCCCGACGCCGUCUCCCUCCCUCCCUCCGCCUCCGCCGUCGCCGCCGGGACACGCGAAGGUGCGUCUUGACGGCCGGAUUCGGCUCCCCCUCGCGCGCCCUGCUCCCCAAAGGCGCCGCCUUUGCUCUGAUCCGUCGCUCUGCGCGCUCGUGGCUGCUUGUGAUCUCUCCUCUGCGGGGCGGUUUCCCGGCCGGUUACUAUCGCGGGGGGGCGGAACUGGGUCGCUGGGCCGUGGUUCUUGGUGUCCCGGAGCGCCGAAUCUGGCGCCCCUGGAGGAGGAGCGUGGGAGGGUCUCCCGCGCCACGCCCGCGGCCGGUCGAUCCGGAAUUCGUUCAGUUCGUCUGCUUAGGCUGUCUUCUUUUUCAACUCCUUGCGAAAUUCGUAGCAUCUGGAGCUUGGGGAAAGUUCCGUCGUGUGAUCUAAUCCCGUGCUUUUUUUCCUUCGGUUUGUUCGAGGGAAACGUUCUUCUGCUUCGGUAUUUUGGUCGUCUGUUGCAAGCAAGCAAUUUCUGGUUUUCAGGUGUCCGGGAAGCAGCGUUACUGUCCCCAUCGCCGUCGGGGAUUAGGGGAAAAUUGCGCCUUUUCCUUUCUUUUUGCAAGCUGUGUCCCACUCCAUACUGGCUUCGAUUGGAUUGGAUUGGAUAGAUAGCUCGUCCGUGGCGUGGCACAGUGUAGCAUUGAUAGCCCAGCGGAGUGAUGCUUCGCUGCUGAAGCAAUCGCAGGUUUGGCGGAGCUAAGGAAAGAGCUGUAGCGAGCACGAUGUUAGCCUUUUGAAUUGGCCUGGCCCUGUUCCAUGAGCUGGCGUGUGUGAGAAUGGCGUGAGUGUGAGCUGUGGGCACGAGGGGAAAGGUGAGACCCCCCUUGGUGCUGGACUGCUGGUGCUGUGGGGGGAGCGGCAGUGCAUGAGAUGCAUGUGAUGCGGCAUUAAAUUUUAGUGUAGCCACGAUUGAGAUGAAUCUAUAGGUGAAGCGAAUGAAGUGACUAAUGUGGUUUCAUCAGACUCAGGAAUUUGUUAGUAUUCGUCCAUUGCCAAAGCUGACUGGUGGAUGUUUAAUCUAGUCGUAGCAAUAGAUUUCCAACCAAUGUGUGUAAUUAUUGUCUCGAGCUAAGGUGGCAAGAAACUUAUGGCGUAUUAAGAAUUGUCCAAGGUUUUCCAUGCAGAAUGAGCUGUUCUUUGAUCAGCUUCGUAGCAACUGGUGACUUGAGUAGUUAGUACCUUCCUGCCACGUAUAUUUUAAUCUACCUGGGGUGGUUGGGAAACAAUAAAGGACAAAGGAUUGCAUAAAUCGUUUGCAUCAUGUGGGUCAAAUUUGGUUGCCGUGCACCUGUGUUAGUCUCACAUUUGGUAUGUGAAGAUAAUGAAUGCGGAACUGCAGACAGGGGAGAAGGGGUAGAGAGAAUUUGUACAUGGUCUUGUUUGGUGCAAUGAGUGCAUGACCCUUGUAACCAGGUUCCUGGAUCAAUGAGGUCGAAGAACGGAAACAUGCUUCAAGGUCUUGUCUUUGGGUAGAACAUGUCGUGCUUUGCGUGCUGUGGUGAUGAAGAUACCCAAGUACCAGACACCAGGGCUCAAUACCCAGGACACCAUCCAGCGAGGGCCGAUGCAUACCGCCCUUCUGAUCAACCUCCCAAGGGUCCUCAGCCUGUGAAAAUGCAACCAAUCGCAGUCCCUGCUAUUCCUGUGGAUGAGAUUAGGGAGGUGACCAAGGGUUUUGGUGAUGAAGCUUUGAUUGGUGAGGGAUCCUUUGGCAGAGUAUACUUGGGUGUUCUAAGAAAUGGUAGGAGUGCCGCGGUCAAAAAGUUGGAUUCUAACAAGCAGCCAGACCAAGAGUUCUUGGCCCAGGUGUCUAUGGUGUCAAGGCUGAAGCAUGAAAAUGUUGUCGAGUUGCUUGGUUACUGUGCUGAUGGGACACUCCGCGUCCUUGCUUAUGAGUUCGCUACAAUGGGUUCCCUUCAUGAUAUGCUUCAUGGAAGGAAAGGGGUUAAAGGGGCUCAACCCGGUCCAGUCUUAUCGUGGUCGCAACGUGUGAAGAUAGCGGUUGGGGCAGCGAAAGGCCUCGAGUAUCUUCAUGAGAAAGCGCAGCCCCAUAUCAUACACCGAGACAUCAAGUCUAGCAACGUCCUUCUUUUCGAUGACGAUGUAGCUAAGAUCGCUGACUUUGAUCUGUCGAACCAAGCUCCUGACAUGGCAGCUCGGCUUCACUCAACUAGGGUUCUCGGAACAUUCGGAUACCAUGCGCCUGAGUAUGCGAUGACUGGGCAACUCAGCUCUAAGAGUGAUGUAUAUAGUUUUGGGGUUGUUCUUCUUGAGCUGUUGACUGGGAGGAAACCUGUCGACCAUACAUUGCCAAGGGGACAGCAGAGUCUUGUGACCUGGGCUACACCAAGACUUAGCGAAGACAAGGUUAGACAGUGUGUUGACUCAAGACUUGGAGGGGACUAUCCUCCUAAAGCUGUUGCGAAGUUUGCGGCUGUCGCCGCCUUGUGUGUUCAAUACGAAGCGGACUUCCGGCCGAACAUGAGCAUUGUUGUCAAGGCGCUACAACCCCUGCUGAAUGCGCAUGCGCGGGCGACUAACCCUGGAGAACAUGCUGGGUCAUAAGCUUUGCGUUUGCUUCUCUCCCUCUUGUUCUUGUAUGAUAGGUAAGGUAUAUGACUCGUCGAUGUCGUUGUUGCGGACAUGUGGCUGGCAGCGUGUAAUGUCUGUGAUUAUUCUUCCCCUGAGCUGUAAACAAGAUUCUUGUAUCCCCACAGUAUUUGAUUCUUUCUAUUGGUGCCGUUUUUACCUAUCUCAAGGCGCAACUGCUCAA
Zea mays is the source of this 3019-nucleotide messenger RNA. Its product is annotated as Pti1-like kinase-like. Gene Ontology annotation, biological process: protein phosphorylation. The record is from RefSeq and is a predicted model, not a curated record. Gene Ontology annotation, molecular function: protein kinase activity; ATP binding. The transcript is spliced from 8 exons. Bases 1723 to 2811 code for a protein of 362 amino acids. NCBI's taxonomy places the organism in Eukaryota, Viridiplantae, Streptophyta, Magnoliopsida, Poales, Poaceae.